Messenger RNA from Hyposmocoma kahamanoa, 1285 nucleotides. RefSeq lists its product as uncharacterized. Gene Ontology annotation, biological process: calcium ion import across plasma membrane. The record is from RefSeq and is a predicted model, not a curated record. The transcript has 2 exons. Gene Ontology annotation, cellular component: plasma membrane. Bases 1 to 669 code for a protein of 222 amino acids. Lineage: Eukaryota; Metazoa; Arthropoda; Insecta; Lepidoptera; Cosmopterigidae. Gene Ontology annotation, molecular function: stretch-activated, monoatomic cation-selective, calcium channel activity.
AUGGUGCCAUUAUGGGUGGAGGAGGGGGCGGAAGAGGACGAGGGGCGGGAGGCGCGGUCUCGACGCGCGCCUGCUGAGCAUACGGCACAUUGGCGCGCGCGACACCUGGAACGCGUGGGCCACCUGGAUCGGCGGCGCGGCGGCGGCGUGGUGGGCCGCUGGGUUCGCGCCGCAGCCGCUGGGCCCGGCCGGCCCUUGGCUCGCCUCAAACCCUGCCUUUCCGUGUGCCAGCUCGUCGAGCAACACUGCCCCUACUUCCUGCCGGCGGACCGUGCACCCGCCUAUCCUACGCAAUACGCUGGCGAGCCCACUUUCUUAUGCCUUGACGCACGAAUACCAGAGACAGGUGAACAAGCCAACAAGUCCAACUACGGGCAGGACGAAUGUUGCUACUGGUACUGCGAGAACCGGCUGUGCUACCAGUGCGAGACGCGACUGAGCGAGCCACAGCUGCCUUCCAACGAGCAGUGCAAGCCCGUGGAGGAGCGCGUGCCUACCUGCGCCGUACCGUACCAGGCGCCCUCCCGCGUGCACCGCUCACCCCCCGCCAGCCCCCACCUCAUAGCGGCCUCCGCGCUGCUCGUGCUCGCGCUCUCCGGCGCCCGCGCGCCACGGACCCACUGGACAGUGCCCACGCCUCUAGUGAAUGUGCGCAACUCGAGGUUAUAGUUUUACGUUAACGUGCGUCGCACUCACUCGCCAUGCGAUCGCCGGACUACGAUCGGAACUUCUAUUAGUGCUGUACUUAUGAUAAUAAAUUAUGCGCGAUUUCGAGUUCGAUGAUCCCGUGGCUCGCGGCGACGGCGCAGCGGCCGCGUCGGCGCCGCGAGGCCAGCGGAGGCAUAGUGUGUAAGUUAUAUUUGUGUCCGAUUGUUCGAUACACCCGAAAAUAGAAACACCAAUGUUCCCGAAAAAAUAUCACAUUUUACCUCGUAAGCUGUUAGCCGACGUUCCGGCCAGUAUGUUUAAUAUUUUUGGCACUAUGUGGAAAAAUUAAGUUUGUGAAGAUAUUUGAUGUCCUAUAUUUUACAUAGUGUUUUACGUACAGGUUAAAUCGUUCAUAGGCACACAACUUUGACUUAUUUUUGCUAUAGAUCUAUAGAAGCAAUAUUUUACACGAAACGUUGGCGAAAAUUCGUUAUGAAGAAUGUUCACGUGGAGUCAAUGUAAAUAAGCAAAUUUCGCGACGAGUACUUUGUGUUAGGGAUUGAAUGACGAUACUGUUGAUAUUCCUUUUGUACGCACUGACCGUAACUCAUGACGCAAUAAUAUCUGUGUGUACGUA